Molecule: messenger RNA, 948 nt
Organism: Neurospora tetrasperma FGSC 2508
Lineage: Eukaryota; Fungi; Ascomycota; Sordariomycetes; Sordariales; Sordariaceae
Exons: 2
Coding region: 1-711 (236 amino acids)
Source: RefSeq, a predicted model, not a curated record
AUGAGGAUACGCAUGCCCUUCGCCGGCAUCUUCGCCGCCCUCCUCCUUCUCUCCGCCUACGCCGGCCUUUCUUCGCUGCACAUGCCCCAAGGCACCCUCCUCAACGACAAAACCCUGCACUUUUUCGUCUUCUUCCUCUUGACCGUCACCUUUUACUGGAUCCUUGACACCACGCGCCGACGCAUUUUACAUUUAACCCUUUCGGUGGUUACUCUGGGCAUGGGCGUGGGUUCCGAGUUCGUGCAGGCCGCGAUCCCGAAUAAUGGCAGGGAGUUUGACCCCUAUGACAUCUUGGCGAAUCUGGUGGGCAGUUUGCUGGGGCUGGGAUUGUGUGGGUGGUAUCAUAAACGGAUGUUGGAAAGGAGGAGGGUGAGAAAGUACACGGCUGUUCCUACGGGGGAGGAUAUCCCUGAGGGGGAUGUUGAUUUGGAACUUGGGGAGGUGAGGAGGAGUGGGGAGCAUGAGGAGGGGGUUGUUGUUGCUGCUGCUGCUGCCUCUGUUCCUGCUGCUGCGGCUUCCCCGGCUGCGGGUACGGCUACGGCUACGGCCAAGAACAUGUCGCUUGAGGAGGAGUUGGAUAAUUGGGACGAGAACGCGGUUGAUGCGUGGGAUGAUGGUGAUGACGUGGGUGAUGUGGGUGGAAGUGGUGCUGGCGGUAAGAGCGGGGACGCUACUAAGGAUGCUGGGGCUGCUAAGAAGCGGGUGGAUUGAGGUAAAUAAGUGGAAAAGGAGGGAGAUGGGCAAAAACAUAUCCAAUUGGAUGGUUGGAUGAGAAUCGUGUUGGUCUUCACGGAUCAUUGCUUACUAGGCGUUUUUCCACGGUCACGGUACCUUUGGGUCAGUCAUCCUGAUAAAAGGGAAAGAUGGGAAGCGAAUUUGGCAAAACAGGGAAUGCUGGAAUAUUGCUUACUUUGCCUUUAUACCAGUCAGUCUACAAAGCCUUUUACC